Messenger RNA from Penicillium alfredii, 1566 nucleotides. RefSeq lists its product as uncharacterized. Gene Ontology annotation, biological process: mitochondrial respiratory chain complex I assembly. Lineage: Eukaryota; Fungi; Ascomycota; Eurotiomycetes; Eurotiales; Aspergillaceae. Gene Ontology annotation, cellular component: mitochondrion. Gene Ontology annotation, molecular function: protein-arginine omega-N symmetric methyltransferase activity. The record is from RefSeq and is a predicted model, not a curated record. Bases 1 to 1566 code for a protein of 521 amino acids. The transcript is spliced from 4 exons.
AUGAACCCGGUCGCCAGGCGCACAGCGUCGCAUCUUCUCCGAAGAUCUCACUCCUCAGGACUUGCGACAGGAUGCCGACGAUGGAACUCGACAUUUGAGCAGAGACAAUGGUCGACUCCGCUUGCGCGGACACUGGCACAGGCCAUGAAAGUUACCGGUCCUAUCCCGAUUGCAGCCUUCAUGCGCCAGGUCUUGACCUCCCCAGAAGGCGGAUAUUACACGUCACGAGAGAGCGGCUCGGUCUUUGGCAAACACGGUGAUUUCGUCACGUCACCAGAGAUCUCGCAGGUCUUUGGGGAGUUGGUUGGCAUAUGGACGAUAGCGGAAUGGAUGGCCCAGGGCCGGAAAAAGACCGGUGUUCAGCUGAUGGAGGUUGGACCGGGGAAGGGCACUUUGAUGGAUGAUAUGCUUCGGAGGGCUGUGGCUGUGGAACAGACUUUCCGGAACUUCAAAAGCUUCUCUUCCAGUGUCGAGGCGAUUUAUUUGGUUGAAGCAAGUGCAUCACUAAGAGAGGUGCAGAAGCAGCUUCUGUGUGGAGACCGGGCUGCUAUGGAGGAAACGGAUAUCGGUCAUCGCAGUGUAUGCAAGUUCUUUGAUGUGCCGGUUAUCUGGGUCGAGGAUAUUCGCCUGCUGCCACAUGAGGAAGGCAAGACGCCCUUUAUAUUCGCGCAUGAGUUCUUUGAUGCCCUUCCAAUCAACGCCUUCGAGUCUAUCCCCCCGGCACCCGAGAACCAAACCCCAGACCAGCCGCAGCAGAUCAUGACUCCCACGGGGCCAGCCAAGCUGCACAACCCACCCAAGCCUGCCAACACGCCGCAAUGGCGGGAAUUGCUCGUCACGCUGAACCCAAUGGCAGUGGACGAGAACAUCGAAGGAGAGCCCGAGUUCGCAUUAACCAAAGCCAAAGCAUCCACGCCUUCAUCUCUAGUGAUCCCCGAGAUCUCAACGCGCUACCGCGCGCUCAAAUCGCAGCCGGGAUCCGCCAUCGAAGUCAGUCCCGAGAGCCGGAUCUACGCCGCGGACUUCGCCCGCCGCAUUGGCGGUGACACUGCCCCGUCGCAGCCAUCUCAAUCCACCUCCACUUCUACUUCUACUUCUACUUCUACUUCCAGUAUAACCACGCCGCCGACGAAGAAAACCCCGUCCGGUGCAGCCCUGAUCAUGGACUACGGGACACAAUCCACGAUCCCCAUCAACUCGCUCCGUGGAAUCAAGAAUCAUGAGAAAGUGCCCCCGCUCUCGGAACCGGGCCGCGUCGACGUCAGUGCAGACGUGGACUUUACGUCGCUGGCUGAAGCUGCUAUUGAAGGUAGCGAGGGCGUUGAGGUGCAUGGCCCCGUGGAGCAGGGUGAUUUCCUGGGGACACUUGGUAUCGCGGAGCGCAUGCAGCAGCUUCUGCGUGGAGUUGAAGACGAGGAGCGACGUAAGAACCUCGAGACAGGGUGGAAGCGGCUGGUCGAGAAGGGUGGUGGGUCUAUGGGACGGAUUUACAAGGUAAUGGCUAUCGUGCCGGAGAAUGGUGGGCGGAGACGUCCUGUUGGGUUUGGUGGUAGUGUCCUGGGAUGA